Papaver somniferum (opium poppy) is the source of this 1751-nucleotide messenger RNA. RefSeq lists its product as uncharacterized. The transcript has 4 exons. NCBI's taxonomy places the organism in Eukaryota, Viridiplantae, Streptophyta, Magnoliopsida, Ranunculales, Papaveraceae. Bases 561 to 1355 code for a protein of 264 amino acids. The record is from RefSeq and is a predicted model, not a curated record.
AUUAAUUUUUCACCCAAACACAAUUCUCUGUCUCUGCCGUCUCCGGUCCCACCAAACUCCUUCUUCUUAUUUCUGGAGAAGAAGAAGAAGAAGAAGAGAGUGGUGCCGUGGUAUCUCUCUCUGUUCAGGGUUCAUCUUCUUCUUCUUGGAAUCUCUCAGUAUUAAAAGCCCAUCAAAACCCUCGCUCUCAUCUCCUUAAUCUGCUCCUUCCUAAAAUUCAAAAAACCAUCUCAUUUCAAUUCAAAUUUCAGCAGUCAUUUGCCUUAUUUGGAUCUACACUUUCCUUUCAGGUUGGUUGUGUGAUUGAAUAGAAGAAGAAUAUUAAACCACCGACAAAUUUGAGAUCAUCCAAUAUUUAUUGCAAAAGGAGAGAAGAAGAAUCAUUUCUUUUAUGAAUAAAUCUCAUAAGUGUUGUUACAAUAAUGUGAUUAGAAUUUGAGGGGAAGAAGAAGAUUUGGAAUUAUGGGUUGAUUUUCAAUUUUUUGAUUUUGGUUUCAAAUUUUUCUUUUUUUGGUCUUUGGAUUAAAAUUUAUUUCGAGUGUUUGAAGACGAAUUUUGUAAUGGAUCUAAAAGAACAAAAUGAUGUGUUGAUUGAUCUUGAAAGUGGUGGUAGUGAAGAAGAAGCAGUAGUAAUAUUGGGUAAUAAUAAAGAACAAGAGCAACAGCAAGAACCCAUUGCAUCGAAAGCAAGGAAUUUCCUAGAUAAGGUGUGGAAUGGUAUUCUAACUUCUUCAAUUGAUGUUAUCACUGGUGGUGGUGGUGGUGGUGAAGAUGGGGGGAAGAAUAAUGUAGCAAAUGGUGAUUUGGAGAAUGGUGGAGAGGUAGUAGAAAAGAGGAGUGUAUUACAAGGAGGAGGAGGAGAUACAUUGAGUCCAUUACUGGUGGUAAAGAAAAAAGAGUCGAAGAAAUCAAAGAACAAAGUAUCUGCUCCAAAACCACCCAGACCACCUAGAGGACCGUCACUGGAUGCUGCUGAUCAGAAAUUGAUUAGAGAAAUCUCUGAGCUAGCCAUGUUGAAGCGGGCAAGAAUUGAACGUAUGAGAGCACAUAAGAAGAUGAAAGCAUCAAAAGCUGCAUCCUCUAAUAGUAAUAUGUAUGCCAUGAUCAUCACUGUUAUGUUCUGCCUCGUCAUAAUUGUCCAAGGAUUGUCAGCCAGAGGCAGUUCACAGUUAAGCUUCCAAGGCUCUCCUCAGUCAGCGGUAACAAUGAGUGGAGGAAAAUUAAUUUCGGUUCAGUAUUUCAAGAACAAAUCUGCACCAGGGACAGAUGGGCCUGGCUCUGCAUCUCCGAGCCUGGUAGAACAGGUGUCUGGACCAGGUGCUGAUGAGGAAGGUAAAACUAGAGUUGCAGGAUGAUAAAUGAAUGUCAUCAUGGAACUCUGACACGAACCACACAGUCAUCAUCCCACAGAGAGAUAUACAUAGAGUGAGAGGGAAAGAGACAGAGAUCCUGUAACAGCUCGUUUUAGAGAUCUCCAUUAGUGUAUAUAUGGAAAUACCGUGAGACGGGCUCAUUAUAAUAAUGCCCCCAUCCGAGGUUUAACAUCUGAGACGGCAGCUUUCAAACUGAGAAAAUAAAAUAAAUUUGGGGGGUUAACAGUAUUUUUGAUGAUUUCACAGUCUCUGUCUGUGGUUGCUAUAUUGGUACUCAUGUAUGUAGGGCAAUCUUGGGGCCAGAUGAUGUCCCCUGGAAUAUUAUUGCCAACUGCCUCAUCAAUCCAUUCCCCACCUUCUUGGUGAUGUUGAUGACAA